CCUUAUGCAAUGAGGAAUAAAAUUGAAAAUGAGCUAAGUAGAUUGGAAUCUAAUGGCAUCAUAAAGAAGGUAGACUAUUCCGAUUGGGCAACGCCCAUUGUGCCAGUGUUAAAGAAGGAUGGUUCUGUAAGAAUUUGUGGAGACUAUAAAGCUACACUGAAUAAGCAAAUAGAGCUAAAUAGGUACCCUAUUCCUAACAUUGAGGAAAUUUCUUUGAAUUUGGCAGGAGGAGACAAAUUCACUGAAUUAGACUUUAGUCAUGCUUACACUCAACUAGAACUGCAUCCAGAUUCAAAAGUCUAUACGACAAUAAACACACAUAAAGGACUCUACCAAUAUGAAAGACUAUGUUUUGGUAUAUCAUCCAGCCCUGGAAUUUUCCAAGCUGUCAUGGACAGUAUUUUUAAGGAUAUUCCAAAUGUUUGUGUUUACUUUGACAAUGUGUACAUAACUGGUAAGAAUGACACUGAACAUCUUAAAACACUUGAUAAAGUCUUGAAAAUAGUUGGUGAAAAAGGUUUAAAGAUAAACAAAGAUAAAUGUCAAUUCAUGCUGACAGAAAUUAGUUUUCUUGGUUAUAUAUUAAGCAAGCAAGGUAUCAGACCUCAACCUGAGAAAACAAAAACCAUUAAAGAAGCACCCAAACCUGAAAAUACCCAACAACUAAGAGCUUUUUUGGGCUUGACCAUCUUGUAA
Physella acuta is the source of this 696-nucleotide messenger RNA. RefSeq lists its product as uncharacterized. The record is from RefSeq and is a predicted model, not a curated record. NCBI's taxonomy places the organism in Eukaryota, Metazoa, Mollusca, Gastropoda, Physidae.